Messenger RNA from Vespa mandarinia (Asian giant hornet), 1528 nucleotides. RefSeq names its product ornithine aminotransferase, mitochondrial. The record is from RefSeq and is a predicted model, not a curated record. NCBI's taxonomy places the organism in Eukaryota, Metazoa, Arthropoda, Insecta, Hymenoptera, Vespidae. Gene Ontology annotation, cellular component: cytoplasm. Gene Ontology annotation, molecular function: pyridoxal phosphate binding; identical protein binding; L-ornithine transaminase activity.
GUUAGAAAGUAUCUCGCUGUAUUUCUAGUUGAUAUAUAUGUAUAUGUAUAUAUAUAUAUAUAUAUAUUCUCUCUAAUCACUUUUCAUUAAUAUUAAUAUAUUUUUAAUAAUUGAAACCAGGGUUACAGUAAUUUAUCAUAUUGAUAUUCGAUUAUAUGUGUUGAAAAAAAAAGAAAAAGAAAAAGAAAAAAAAUGCAAUCUCUUAGACAAAGAAUUCUCAAUGUAACGAAGAAGAUGUACGAUCAAAAAAAAAAGUAUCUGAGCACUCAGGAAAUAAUCGAGCGAGAUGAUAAAUACGCUGCAAGACACUUCAAGGCCCUACCUGUGGUAUUAACCAAAGGUGAUGGAGUUUUUUUAUGGGACAAUAAUGGGAAACGUUAUCUCGACUUUUUAGCUGGUUUCUCGACCGUCAGUCAAGGUCAUUGUCAUCCACGUUUGGUCAAAGUCAUGAAGGAACAGGCAGAAAAAUUGACUCACACUGCAAGAGCUUUUUAUACGGAACCGCACGGUGAAUUAGGAGAAUAUUUAACGAAAUUAAUUGGCUACGAUAGAUUCAUACCUAUGAAUACAGGAGUUGAAGGUGGAGAUACGGCUAUAAAAUUGGCCAGACGUUGGGGAUAUAGAAUAAAAAAAAUACCAAGCCAAAAGGCAACGAUUGUGUUUGCUAAAGAUAAUUUUUGGGGCAGAUCGUUAGCAGCAUUGUCGUCAUCGACCGAUCCUAAUUGUUACAAUGAUUUUGGUCCGUACAUGCCACUAUUCGAUAAAGUACCCUAUAAUGAUUUAACCGCUCUCGAAGCAAAAUUUAAAGAAGAUCCGAACGUUUGCGCAUUCAUGAUGGAACCGAUUCAAGGAGAAGCUGGCGUCAUUAUUCCGAACGAUGGAUAUCUAAAAGGUGUUAGAGAUUUGUGUACGAAAUAUAACGUUUUAUGGAUCGCGGACGAAGUGCAGACUGGAUUAUGUCGAACUGGGAAACGUAUGGCGAUCGAUCAUGAAAAUCAAAAAGCAGAUAUUUUGAUUUUAGGAAAAGCACUUUCUGGUGGGAUGUAUCCAGUUUCUGGUGUCUUGGCGAACGAUGAGAUAAUGAUGUGUUUUGAAGCGGGUUGUCAUGGUAGCACUUUCGGCGGUAGUCCUUUAGGGAAUAGAGUUGCUUUGGAAGCAGUUAAAAUCUUGGAAGAAGAAAAUCUUGCCGAGAAUGCUAGGAAAUUGGGCGAAGUAUUAAAAAAUGAAUUGAGUAAAUUACCAAAAGAUAUUGCUGUGGAAUUCAGAGGACGUGGUUUGUUAGCCGGACUUAUUAUCAAUAAAGAUUUCGCCUCAGGUUGGGAUAUUUGUUUGAAAUUACGUGAUGCGGGUUUAUUAACAAGACCAGCACAUGGACAGAUUAUCAGAAUAUCACCACCAUUGACUAUUACCAAAGAUCAACUUGAAGAAGGUAUACAUAUUCUUACGACGACGCUAAAAAAUUAUAAAUAGGUUGUACAAUUAAAAAUGAAAAAUAAUUGCAUUAUAUCAAUAAGAAUUACCAAAAUUA